CACUGUCAUAAUCUCUCCAGCUCCUCUCCUCCUUCACAAUGACUGACAACGCGGAAGAGACUACGACUCACACUAACGCACCAGCGCCAGAAGAAGAGCCAAAAACCCCAACAAUGGCCGCAACCGACGAACAACCCCCGACGGACGACGCAACAAAGGUGACGGAGAAGAUGAGCACCCUGUCCUUCAGCAUCUGGCCGCCCACGCAGCGCACGCGCGACGCCGUCGCCAAGCGCCUCGUCGAGACCCUCUCCGCGCCGUCCUCCGUCCUCUCCAAGCGCUACGGGACCCUGCCCGCCGACGAGGCCGCCGACGCCGCGCGCCGCAUCGAGGCCGAGGCCUUCGCGGCCGCCGGGGCCUCCCCCGAAGACGACGGGAUCGAGGUACUGCAGGUCUACUCCAAGGAGAUCAGCAGGCGGAUGCUCGACGCCGUCAAGUCCAGAUCCGGUACCGUUCCGGUACCGGACGGGCACGUUGCGCAGGCUCCUGAUGUGGCCCCCGCUUCCGGUGAGGAGACCAAGGCCGACGAGACCGAGGCUUGAUUUGAUCUGAUCUAGGGUUUUUGUAAACCCGGGCUUCGGAUACGGUAUAUUAGGGUUUCGGUGAUUUCGAAUGCUACUAUGUUUUUAUGUAUGGAGUUGUCGUUCGUACUUUUAUGAGAUUUUGGACUGCCCGUGGAGUAAUUAUUAAACUCGUAUUACUAUCUAAA
Molecule: messenger RNA, 709 nt
Organism: Rhododendron vialii
Lineage: Eukaryota; Viridiplantae; Streptophyta; Magnoliopsida; Ericales; Ericaceae
Product: MFP1 attachment factor 1-like
Exons: 1
Coding region: 39-542 (167 amino acids)
Biological process (GO): lateral root development; mitotic cell cycle
Source: RefSeq, a predicted model, not a curated record